AUGGCGUGGCGGGCGAGGCUGGCGCGCUGCGACCGGUGGAGCGCCGCGCGGGCAGCGCACCAGCCUCGCCCGCACCUCUCCACUGCGCCGCGUGCGCCGCUGGCAGGAGAGAUGGUGGCGGCGAACGGCGGCGGCUGCGCAGCCCAGGGGCAGGGGACGUCGUACGCGUGUCCCGUCGCGUCUGGUGUCGUGGCGCUUAUGCUCGAGGCGGCUCCGCAGCUCACGUAUCGCGACGUUCAGGGUAUCCUCGCCCAGACGUCCUACAUGACGGAUCCGGACGACGAGGGCUGGACCACGAAUGAGGCGGGCUACCACCACAAUGCCAAGUACGGAUUUGGGAUGGUGGACGCGCAGGCGGCGGUGGAGGCAGCGCAGUCGUGGGAACCGUGGCGGGCCGGAGGUGCUCAUUGA
Molecule: messenger RNA, 411 nt
Organism: Emiliania huxleyi CCMP1516
Lineage: Eukaryota; Haptophyta; Isochrysidales; Noelaerhabdaceae
Exons: 1
Coding region: 1-411 (136 amino acids)
Biological process (GO): protein processing
Cellular component (GO): membrane
Molecular function (GO): serine-type endopeptidase activity
Source: RefSeq, a predicted model, not a curated record